Molecule: messenger RNA, 1607 nt
Organism: Oryza brachyantha (malo sina)
Lineage: Eukaryota; Viridiplantae; Streptophyta; Magnoliopsida; Poales; Poaceae
Product: zinc finger CCCH domain-containing protein 12
Exons: 7
Coding region: 78-1400 (440 amino acids)
Molecular function (GO): mRNA binding; metal ion binding
Source: RefSeq, a predicted model, not a curated record
CCGCCUCGCCGGAGCUCCGGGGAUGGCACCACGCGCCGCCGCCCCCGCGAUCGCGUGAUGGAAGCCGCCCGCCGCCGAUGGACGACGCCGGAAGGGCCUCCUCCGCUCCCGCGGUGGUGACGGUGACGGCCUCCGCCGCCGCCCCCGCGCCUCCUCCCCCUCCUCCUCCGCCUCCGCCUCCUCCCUCGCAGCUCACCGCCACCGCCGCCACGGAGUCUCCCUCCCCCGACCCCGCCGCUUUCUAUGGAGAGGGUAUGUGGCAGCAGAUGACCAUGAGCGGCAGUGGUGCUAUGCAGCCUGGACCAUAUCCUGAGAGGCCGGAGGAACCGGACUGCACUUACUACCUCAGGACUGGGUUGUGCAGGUUCGGCAUGAGCUGCAGGUUCAACCAUCCUCCGGAUAGGAAUCUGGCUAUUGCCUCUGCCAGAAUGAAAGGAGAAUAUCCUGAGAGGAUGGGGCAACCAGAAUGUCAGUAUUAUCUGAAGACUGGAACAUGCAAGUUUGGGCCUACAUGCAAAUUCCAUCAUCCCAGAGAAAAAGCUGGAAUCGCAGGGAGGGUGCAGUUAAACACAUUAGGAUAUCCACUCCGACCGAGUGAAAAGGAGUGUGCAUAUUACUUAAAAACAGGACAAUGUAAAUAUGGGAAUACAUGUAAAUUUCACCAUCCAGAACUUUUCAAUGCUAUGGCUUCUUCACGUGGUUCUCCUAUUUAUCCUUCUGUACAUUCCUCUGCAACCACGGGUCCACCUUCUUAUGCUGGAACAUUGGCUAGCUGGGCUUUUCCAAGAGGUUCUUAUAUUCCAAGCCCGAGAUGGCAGAAUCCCUCAAAUUAUGCACCAGUGAUUGUACCGCAAGGUCUUGUUCAAGUGCCAAGCUGGAAUUCAUAUCCUGGCCAAAUGCUGCCUGUUUCAUCUUCUGAGAGUCGACUGCAGUCCCCAGGGGCUCAACAAACCUAUGGAACUUCUCAGCAAGCUGACGCCAGUGCAGGCAAUCAGGGAAUGCUAUCACCCUACAGAUCUAGUUCAUAUCCUGGACCUCAAUAUGCAUUGCAGAGAGAGAAUGUAUUUCCUGAGAGGCCUGAUCAACCAGAAUGUCAGUACUACAUGAAGACUGGAGAUUGCAAAUUUGGUGCAGUGUGCAAGUUCCAUCAUCCCAGGGUGCGGUCAAUGCCGACUCCAGAUUGUGUAUUAAGUCCAGUGGGUCUUCCACUACGUCCGGGAGAAGAAUUGUGCAAGUUCUAUUCUCGUUACGGCAUCUGCAAAUUCGGCGCAAACUGCAAAUUUGACCAUCCAUCAAUGGCUCCUCCGAUGGGAGUGUAUGCCUACGGCUCUGCCUCGGCUAAUGUACCUAUGGUUCGUCGUCUCAUGCAAUCUCCAUCCGCAUCUGCGUACACAUCCUAAGGUCGGCGUCAUGGCUGUUGUUGACUCACCGUGAUGUUGUAUAAAAAAAAAAGAAUCCAUCGCCACGCCGUCUCAGAGCGCUGUGUGAAUGAUGUUGCCCCCCUUCCUAACUCCCCGGAAAUCAAGUUCUGUAAAUUGAGUUGCUACCGGAGAUGUACAGUUUAUUUUUUUUGUUAAUGCAGAUCUUUGGGAAGCGAAAUGACGUUU